Molecule: messenger RNA, 1667 nt
Organism: Dioscorea cayenensis subsp. rotundata (Guinea yam)
Lineage: Eukaryota; Viridiplantae; Streptophyta; Magnoliopsida; Dioscoreales; Dioscoreaceae
Product: double-stranded RNA-binding protein 6-like
Exons: 3
Coding region: 125-1324 (399 amino acids)
Molecular function (GO): double-stranded RNA binding
Source: RefSeq, a predicted model, not a curated record
GAAUGACUCAAGACCUCCACCACAAACCAAGCCACUCAAAACCCUAAACAAGCCUUCUGAGGAUCGCCGGCGAGCUUGAAAUCUCGGCGGCGCCGGCGAGUUUGACGGCUGAGGUACGAGGAGGAUGUAUAAGAACCAAUUGCAGGAGCUGGCGCAGCGGAGCUGCUUCAACUUGCCGUCCUAUUCGUGUAUCAGAGAAGGCCCUGAUCACGCACCGAGGUUUAAAGCGGCGGUGAACUUCAACGGCGAUGUGUUCGAGAGCCCCGCCUUCUGCACGACGCUUCGCCAGGCGGAGCACUCCGCGGCUGAGGUCGCCCUCGCCGCUCUCGCCUCCCGAGGCCCCUCCCAAUCCCUCGCCGCUCGCAUCCUGGAUGAAACCGGUGUCUAUAAGAACCUUUUACAGGAAAUUGCUCAGAGAGUUGGAGCACCAUUACCAUCAUACACUACCUUUAGGUCCGGCCUGGGGCACCUACCAGUGUUUACAGGCACUGUGGAGCUGGCAGGAAUCACAUUUACGGGGGAGCCAGCUAAGAGUAAGAAGCAAGCAGAGAAGAAUGCUGCCAUGGCGGCUUGGUCCUCUUUGAAACAAUUGGCACGAGAAGCGGCAAGCUCAUCAACAGAGCCAGAGAACAAUGAUGAGCAAGAACAGAUCACCAUAGCCCGAGUUUUACUGAAGUACCGCCUCAAGCAAAAGAUGGCGAUGGCCAAUGAUCCCCAUGCCUCACCAUUUCCAAAGAAAUUUCCAAUGCAGCAAGAUAGAAGGCCUUCUUUUAACCAGCCACCUCCAGCAACUGUAUCCAAGAUCCUACCCCUACUUCGGCCAAAAUCUGCUCCAAGAACUAGGCCUCCGUCUCCAGCAACAUCUGAUAACACUGCCUUUCCCGCUUUGUUUUCACAACCAGAUAAUCAUACUACUCGAGUCCAGAAGUUCCCUGCACCUAAUGCAGCUCCUUACUUCCCUGUCCAGCACUUCAGAGUACCAUACCAUGCCAUGGCACAACCAGUGACGAUAAGAACGGCAGUUCCAGUUUACUCAGCUCCACCCCUCCCACCUCCAGCCAAACAUCAGCUUCAUCAUAUUAUGGCCCCAUCAAUGAGAAUGGCAUCGCCUGUUUGUGUAAGACCCGUGGUGCGGGUUUUUGCUGCUCCCCCUCCAGCUCCUCCAGCCGCAAUUCCAGCUGUCUCUGUUCCAGUACAAGAGAGGCCUCUGCAUUCUACCUCCUCAUCAGGACCAGUAGUGAAGACAGAGGAGAAGGCGGAUGCUAUACUCGAUGAACCACAAGAAUCCAUGGUGUUGGAGAGCUUGAAUGAUCUCAAAAUAUGAUGACAACUCUGGUCAAGUACAUCUCGGGGAGAUUUUCAUCCUUUUUGGCUUCGCCUUCUGCCCCAGUCUAGUCUGGCCUAUGUUGAUGGUCUUGCUUGCAUCAACUCCAUGGUUUUUGCAUAGGCUAUGUUGUUCUAGCUAUCUUUAAGUAAAUUGCAACAUAGGCAAUUCAGGUGAUAAUGAUCAUAAUUUUGAGCCUCCAACCUUAAUGUUCGUAUAUUUCCUUUGAGGCUGAAGCAAAUGGAUUGUUCUAUGUAUUGUAUGGAGGAUUGUGUAGGUUUUCAGGUGCAAAGCAAGCAAUGUAGAUAUUUGUUUCUCAAUUGCAUUGCCUUUUUCUCUUUAA